GCCUACAAAUUGAGUAAGUAAGGGUCAAUGCUAUAUUAUGUGUAUAUUGUUUGAAACAUUUUUAUCAUUGUAACUGUGUAAAGGGGUAGAACGGGCGAUGGUCUUGCUUGCCAGCACUGUGCAUCACAUCACCUAGAUGUAAAAAAUAAUGCAAAUUAUUAUAUGGAGCAUGAUUGAUGCUACAACUUCGAUUUACCUUUGACAUCGUGGUGAUAUUAAGAGUAAGAAUAAAUAAUAUUGCUCUACUAAACUAUAUGUCGAAUUUUAUUAAAAUGUCCUUACAUAUUGCUAGGUAUUAUUUUACUGUACUAUUUUAUAUUGUAUACAAUUUUAUCUUAAAUUUGAUCCUUCAAACAGCUGUUGAGCAAUGAAACGCAAACAUAAUCUUAGCAAAAUGAAUAUAUUUCUUUUAUCUUCAGCAUUUAAUCAGUCACAUAAUCUCAAAUUAUUUGUUAUAUAGUAGUGUUGAAAGUAUUAAAACUCAAUACAAUUUUAUACAAUUUUACGGACGGAAUGAUCCCAGGGGGAGGGGACUCCCAACCCACCACUUCGGCGGGUAGUUGAUGCAUCGUUCACAAGCAAGAGCUACUUUGGUCUACUUGCUGUGAGGUGUCUCAGCUACAUGGGUUUUUUUUAUUAAAAAAAAAAAUUGCUAGGUUCUGAGGAAUGAUAAUCGCAGUGUUAAGAUCCAUCAAACAAGAACCCUGAUUUUAAGAAACCUGUUUCAUAGAUGAUCACUCUCUUUGUUAUCACUGUCCUCCUACUUCUUCUUAUUGGAUUUAGUGUCCUUUAUAUAUGUCUAGUAAGGAGACGGUAUUCUCAGUUCUACUGUCCAAAGUAUACCAAUGUGUUCUUGGCUCAUGCAUAUGAACUUGUGAAAGCUAAAAGACCUUUUAUUGAAACAUUUCUUUGUUGGUCUAAAGAAUCUGGCUAUAACGUUUUUGUACUCUUUUCUUCUUGGCGUGUUCACAUACAUGUGAUUGAUACAAGAAAGAUUAAAGAUGUCCUAUGUUCGGUGACUCUUCUAAAACCCAAAGAACAUGAUCUCAGCAAGUUUUGCGGUGUUGACCUACUGGGUGAUAAAUCACUGUUUACUGAACCUGGUACCCUGGCUUGGGCUACUAAAAGAAAAGAAUUAGACCCCCACUUUCACACAGCUGGUCUGCAGAAAGGCUAUAGUAAACUUUUAGAAGUUGCAUCUGACUUAGUUGAAUCUAUUGGUUGUGAUGAAGGGACAAACAUAGCCCACUUAAUGCAGCGACAUGUUUCCCAUGUCAUUGCUUUAUUCAUCAUGAAUAUAGAAGACAAAGAAGAAUUUCAUUCAUACACUAACAAAAUCGCCAGUAUAUUCAUGGGCUUAUCUGUCAAGUUCCGUCACAAGAAUACCUUCUGGAUGCCAUGGAAUUUCAAAACUGAAAAAGCAAAAGUGCUGAAGGAUCUUCAUGAUGUUCAGUCAUACUUCAAAGACUUCAUUUUGUCUCAAAACUUUGAAGAAAUUGAUCUAAACUCAUGUGUUGGUUCUCUUGUCAAGACAAACAUGGAAGGAGAUAAUCUGAGGAUUGACCUUCUGAUAAAUGAAUUAAUCAUGUUUUUCUUUGCCGGAAUUGAUACUUCCAUGCAUACAAUAAACUUUGCAUUCUAUGAAAUGUUGAGAGACAAAGCUGCCUUAAUUAAAAUCGAGGAUGAAAUCCAGCAAGUAUUUGGAGAAAGAGAGUUUAUAGAAUACAGGGAAGUGAACGAGCUGAAGUAUCUUGACAAAUUCAUCAAAGAAGUACUAAGAUAUCACCCGAUUGUUUCUUCAGUUACUCGUCAAACUGGUCCCAAGGGUUUCAACCUGUGUGAUCAGUUUAUACCAAGAAACACCAAAGUUCACAUCAACAUUGAGUGUGUCAGAAAAGCGAAAAGUUCUGGAAGGAUCCUUCAAAGUUCUCAGCGGAUAGAUGGGAUGAAUCACCUGUCCCCUUCAGUUACAUUCCAUUUUCUGGUGGCACUCGCAGCUGUAUUGGCAAGAAACUGGCCCUGCUUGAGAUAAAGGUGUUCAUCAGCUCAAUUCUCAGAAAGUACACAGUAGAUUUCGAUAGAACCGACUUGGGUGAAAUUUCGACAAAACAAGUGAUCACAAAUAGACUAGCAAAAGAUCUUAUUAUUCAUUUUAAAAUUCGCGAAUCAUAUUGAUGAUAGGAGACGAGUUAACAAAAUAUUUUGUGCAUGUUUACUGUGUUUGUAUCAAGUUUUUGAUUUAUAUCAGUUUAUAAUGCCCAACGAAGACAAUUUACAGAUUAUUAAAGCCCCGCUUGGUUGAUAUCAGAAUAUAGAACUUUCAAAUAAACUGCACUGUGAUCCUGGUAUUCGGAUAGUUUUACACAAGAUUGGUGCACAAAAUUGCUUCUUACUAAAUAUAAUCCUGCUAACUUUAUUGAUUAAAAUGGCCUUAUUCAUAUUGUGGUUGAUUACAUCAUACAUAUAAUGAUUGAUAGUUCGUUUUAUUGAAGCAUAGAUAAUGAAUUUUAUUGUUUAUUUGUAGAUGUUUUGAUACAGUUAAUUACAUGUUUUUUAGGAUGGGACUUUUUACAAAAACAAAUUUCUGGUCGCAUUAAAAUUUAGAUAGUAGAUAUGAUUUUAUUUGUUGAUUGCGUAUUGCAAUAUUUCGUAUUGCAAUUGUCUUAUGAAAAUUUGAAUAUUACAUCACAAGUUAAUCCACAGUAUUUCUUGUCCUGAUUUCAAUUAAAUGAGCGUGAUUAAGUACACAAUAAUAUAUUAAAUACAUGUAUUUUAUCACAUUGAUAAAUUUAUAUCUGAUUGUAACGAGGUUUGAUAUCGAAUACAUUUUAUUGAGAAAAUUUCUGAAAUUUGAUUCUUACUAUCGGAGUUUCAUAUUAUAAAUUAUUUCAAUUUUGCUGCUCUUCAAAUAAUUGAGUGUGUCGGUAAUGAUAAUUAUUUAUGAUAUAAUAUCAUUAUCGUAUAAUUAUAAUUGUAUGCAUUGUAUAAUCAAGGGUCAAAUUUCACUGUCAGAUAAUCAUCGUUACAAACAUCUGUUGAUAUUACAUUACAUCAUCAAUGUCAGUUGACUGAAGAACCAAUAAUACCAUAUUUAAUACUGUGUUUAUGAAACACAUAUUAUAUGAUAUAAUCAAGUGGCAAGUCAUAACUUAUCAGCAGCUAUAUUGAGCUUUACUGCGAUCAUUGUUUAUUGAUUUUGGUUUCGAAACUUAGCAAUGAUUUGUUGCACAGUUUAUGGAGAU
This is a messenger RNA of Bolinopsis microptera, 3242 nucleotides long. Its product is annotated as cytochrome P450 4e2-like. Gene Ontology annotation, molecular function: heme binding; cholesterol 24-hydroxylase activity; iron ion binding. Bases 731 to 2032 code for a protein of 433 amino acids. The transcript has 4 exons. The record is from RefSeq and is a predicted model, not a curated record. Lineage: Eukaryota; Metazoa; Ctenophora; Tentaculata; Lobata; Bolinopsidae. Gene Ontology annotation, biological process: cholesterol catabolic process.